This is a messenger RNA of Erythranthe guttata (spotted monkey flower), 1033 nucleotides long. RefSeq lists its product as uncharacterized. Gene Ontology annotation, cellular component: mitochondrion; membrane. The record is from RefSeq and is a predicted model, not a curated record. Lineage: Eukaryota; Viridiplantae; Streptophyta; Magnoliopsida; Lamiales; Phrymaceae. Gene Ontology annotation, biological process: mitochondrion organization.
UUCCUCAUCGUAAAAAUUUGUUGAAAACCCUAGAAACUAGAAACAAUGUAUUUCAUGAGACAGAGUUCUGUGAAGAUGGUUCGAAUCCUCGCCGCCGGUGAGUCUCAAAUAGGCCGUCGUGCUCCGCCCCUGCUUCGUCGCGGCGAUUUUGCAACCGCUGUCCGCCAUAUCCACUCGCGCAACCCUACCCCUUGGUGUGAAAUCUCGCCACAACCAGUGAAUUGGGGAAUUCGAAUUGUGCCAGAGAAGAAGGCUUACGUUAUCGAACGAUUCGGGACCUAUCUAAAGACAUUGACUCCCGGUUUCCAUUUUCUGAUUCCGUUUGUCGAUAGAAUUGCUUACGAGCAUUGUCUGCACGAACGGGCAAUUGCUAUAACCGGUCAGUAUGCUACUACCAAGGACAAUGUUUGCAUUCAAAUUGAUGGGAUCCUCUAUGUGAAGAUCGUUGACCCUAUGUUGGUAUCUUAUGGAGUUAAGCAUCUUAAGAAUCCAUUGGAUGCUCUGAUUCAGCUUGCACAAACAACUAUCCGAAGUAAGCUUCGUAAGAUCACUAUCGACAACACGGAGGAAAGAAACACACUCAAUGAGAAGAUAGUGAUUUCCAUCAAUCAAGCUGCUCGAAACUGGGGCUUAGAGUGCCGUUAUAAAAUAACGGAAAUAUCUUCCGUACGUAGAGUGCAGUCUCAAGCAGAACGAGAAAGGAGAGUUCGAGUUUUAGAAUGUGAUGGAGAAAUUGGCCCUAUCAUCGCUGGAGCAAAAAAAGUUAUAGCCGCUAUAGCAGAAGCACCGGAAAUUAUUGUUGAGGCACUCCUCAAUAAAAAUGCUGGAGUCGAUAAGGUUUAUAUUCUUAAAAUUGCUGAGCAAAUCGCCGCAAGGCUGCAGGCAGACUUGUCGAAUCGCAAAAUUACAGGGACAAUAUAACUUGGACUGUACAGAAUCUGAAUGACGGAAACACAUACCAAAACUUUAUGACUUAUCAAAUUUUAAUUGCAAAACAUUAAUCGUACUUCCGUUUAUUGAUGUCAUUUGAUUU